AUGAACAGUGACACGGUAGACUCUCGCAAUCGUAAUGCUGCGUACGAAAGAUAUGCCCCCCAUCUUUCGGAAUUCUAUUCCAUGGUCAGUGACCAAAAGGGUGUACCUGAAUCCAACAACGUUGAAGAAACAGAAGCUGUUAUAUUACAAUCACCUGCAAGGAUUAGUUCUGCGUCUGCAAUGCUAGGAGCGAGACGUGCGUCGUCUUUAAGAUCUGGAAUGAGUUCUGUCUCGGAAUUGCAAACAUUGGUAACCCAGAAAGAUAUGGGCCAAACAGUUGAUGUAAUGUCUCAGGUGUUAUCGAGCAUUAAUGCUUAUUCAGAAGAAUUACGAACCGUAUCACAACGUGCGAGUAUGGUUGCAGUUUCUUUAGAACAAAUGGCAAGGUUAAAGGGCUGCAAUGACGCCACAGCAGAGAAAUAUUUGAGUUCAAGUGGACUUUUCCACGUUAUGGCCAAUCACCAACGCAUAAUGUCAGAAUGCAUAGCUACGACCAUGGGGGCCACUUUGGCAGAGCGCAUAGAAGAUUUCAAGUAUAAAAGGCGAGUACAAGAGGCCCGAUUCAAGCAAGAGUUCCAAGGGGAGACACGUAAGCUUAAAUUACAAGAGAAGUUCAACCAGAAAUUCGCACAGAGGAAGACUCGCAACUUGGUCUCAUAUCGAGAAAAUUUGGCCAAUUUACAAUUGCAAUUGGACGAAAUAGAAACCCUCAAACACAAAUAUUAUCAGGACUCAUACGAUUUGGUCCAAGCCACUUGCGCAGAUGUUUUAAAAGACGUGGCAACGGUUUCGCGUGCCCAAGUCGAAAUAAGUGAAAAUAUAGCGAGAAAGGGUUGGUCAGGUGGAGGACUUGACGAGCUUAUGAUCGAUGCGGACGAUCCGUUCAAUAAGAAUACCAGCAACGCGGACCAGUCCGAUGAAAGCGACAAAUUGGGCUCUCACAUGAGCAGUUUCAAUACUCCGUUCUCUACUCGAGAACGAUCAACUCCAAUAUCUACGGGCGUACGCAUGCAAACCGAAAGCCCGGUAAAUAGGUCGGGAGACCUGGAAGACGCAGACGACACUUUUGACAAUUCCUUCUCCUUGCCAGCUCCAGGAGCAAAUAUAAACGGCAGUUACGGCGAGUCUCAUAGCGAUAAAGACGACGCUCGAGAGUCCAAUCAUAGCCAAGGCGCCGAUGACGAUCAGCCGAAAAUACUUGAUGGUAUAAACGGACCUGUGACAUAA
Molecule: messenger RNA, 1227 nt
Organism: Lachancea mirantina
Lineage: Eukaryota; Fungi; Ascomycota; Saccharomycetes; Saccharomycetales; Saccharomycetaceae
Source: the annotation of a GenBank genome assembly